Messenger RNA from Magallana angulata, 4996 nucleotides. RefSeq names its product mucin-like protein. The annotation marks the transcript as partial. The transcript has 25 exons. Lineage: Eukaryota; Metazoa; Mollusca; Bivalvia; Ostreida; Ostreidae. Gene Ontology annotation, molecular function: calcium ion binding. Gene Ontology annotation, biological process: cell-matrix adhesion. The record is from RefSeq and is a predicted model, not a curated record.
UGAAGCCCCAACUACUUCAUCAACAACACUGAGCAGCACUGCAAGUACAAGUACGGAGAGUAGCAGCACUUCUACCAGUACUCCAUCCAGUACAACAACCGAGGUUCCUUCUACCACGGCAACAGAAAUCAUCACCACUACAACUGAACUUAUCUCCACCACAAUCAGUGUUCGAAAUGAAAACUUCCUUUCAUACGGGGAAGAAGCUGGUGAUAUCGAAGGUUUCAGUGGGGAUGACUUGCUGCUAGCAAUUGUUGAUAAUCCAGUUGGAAUUACUUGUGGAUCAUCACUAUUUCAUAGUGUUUAUAUUUAUACAAAUGGUUACGUGACGUUUGAUAGCUACUUCAAUAGCGGUCGUCCACAACAAUUCUCUGUUCAGCCAGGAUCACUGCCAGACAAAAUAGUUGCUCCCUUUUGGUCAGACAUUGACAUGACGGCAGACUCGUAUGUUUGGUAUCAUUUCUACAACCAAUUUUCUGCCAAUUCGUCUGUUCUCUAUGAAGCCCAAACUCUCAUUGUUCAAAACUACAAAGAUUCAAUGGUGGCUUCAAGUUUUAGUCCCAAUACAGCUUUAGUUGUCACCUGGGAAAAUGUCCGUCCAGCUCCUGCUUCUGUCUAUUCCUCUCAGAGGGCCAGUUUCCAGUUGCUGAUUGUCAGCGAUGGAGUGACCACCUUCACAGCUUUCCUCUUUAAACAAAUGGGUUGGCUCCCCCCAAAACCAGCCCUGCUGGGAUACAAGUGUGGGUCCAGUGACUUCUACAGCCAUCCAGCCUCUCUGACCAACAACAUGCUCGAUGAGGUGUUUUACAAUGGCUAUAACAGGGGAGAUAGGCCAGGUGUUUGGAUUUACAAGAUGGAUACCAUGAACAAUUUCAUCAACUAUGCUGAAAAAUGUUACUCCUGGAUCCAAAAACAUGGAAAUCCAGAGUAUCUGGCAGUUACAUUGGCAAACACAAAAUUAACCAAUUGUCCAUGCAGUGAAGAUAGAAUACAAAAAGAUGGUCGAUUUGUACCAUACCCCCAUCAACCAAACUGUUAUGUUAGUGAAUUUCCUCCCACUGGAGUUUCUGGAACACGGAAAUGCUGCUACUCAAGAAAUUCAACUCUGGCCACCCUGAUAAGCUCUGGAGCAAGUGCUGGUUAUAUUUACACAUCAAACCCUCUACACAAUCCAAGAGAAGCCAAUGUGUUGGAUGAGGAACCUCACGGUUACUGCUGUGACCAUUCCAACCUCUGUAGUCAAUUCCUCAGACUUAGAUACUCUGACACAUGUGAUCUCUACCAAGCUCUCACAUCUGGAUCCUCUUUUGGAGACCCUCACAUACGAACAUUGGAUGGUCUUACCUAUACAUUUAAUGGACUGGGAGAAUAUGUGAUGCUGACUAUGACACAACCUGGGUCUAAUGAGACUCUUCUAGAGAUUCAGACCCGUACAACACAGGCCAUCAACGCUAAUGGAACCGCCAUUAAUGCCACUGUGUUCCAAGCGUUCGCUAUCAAAGAAAAGAAUGGAGGAAUAGCCCAGGUGGAGGUCAAUCUAGCAAAAUCAGGACUGGUUGUUUAUGCAGAUAGAGAGGAUAUCACCCGUCAAUUUUAUUCCAGCGAUACUUACUCCUACUAUGUAGCCAGUAGACUGUUACUGAAAAGAACAGGGACAAACUCUGCCAAGAUUCUGUUCCCAUCAGGCAUCACUUUUGAUAUGUCUCUUAACCUCGGAAUGCUGGAACUAACUACUGGAAUACCGGAUUCAUUAUCCUCCACCUCAACCAACUCAGGACUUCUGGGAAAUAUCAACGGGAACAUGAAUGAUGACCUGAAAAUGCCCAAUGGAACCCUGCUGCCCUCUAACACGACUGAACGAGAGCUAUAUUUCAACUUUGGAGAGCUUUGGAAAAUUGAUUGUGCUGCAUCUUUGUUUGUGUAUGGAGGUGACAUGGAUUGCAGUUCCUUCCAACGGACAGAUUUUGCCCCAAUAUUUAUGGACGAUUUUACCCAGCAAGAGAUAAACCAAGCACAAGAAGUGUGUGGAGGUCCCCAGAAUUUAAACUGUAUCUAUGAUUUUCUUGCCACACAAAAUGAAGCCAUAGCUAAUGUCACUAAAACAGCAUAUGAUACAGUCCUCAAGGAACAGAGACUAGCAGCUAAUGUAAAGCCAUUCCUGGAUGGAGUUGGAACCUUGUACACAGUUGUUGGCCAGAGCAUCAACAUAACGGCCUUUGCCUAUGAUGUGGACAGAGACAAUGUUACCAUUAUUAUGUUGAGUCCUGUGAAUGUUACUUCUGAUACACUCCCAGGGAAUGUCUCCUUCUCCUACAUCUAUACUCCAGCAGACAUGACACCCUAUGCUGUAGAAUUUUAUGCUGUUGAUGAACUAAAUGGUGUGUCCAUUAUGUUAUCUGAAACUGUGUACCAAUGCUAUGGCUGCAAUAACCAUGGAAACUGUAACUAUUCCCUAGCAACAAGCACCAGUAUUUCUUCAUUCUUUAUUGUACCAUGCUCUUGUGACAUCGGUUGGACAGGCGACUCGUGUGAGACCGACAUUGAUGGUUGUGCUGGUUCCCCUUGUGACCCCCUCAGUAACUGUACAGACACCCUAGCUGCUCAGCAACAGCUAACUGGACGGGCCUUUACAUGUCAGAACUGUCCCUCUGGCUACCAGAUGACUCAGUCCUACAAAUGUAUAGACAUUGAUGAAUGUUCCAACAGUUCUUUGAAUCUGUGUAACCAGCUGUGUACAAACACAGAGGGGAGUUACUCCUGCUCCUGUCACACUGGCUACAGACUGACCAACUCUCUCUGUUCAGAUAUCAAUGAGUGUAAAGAAGGGACCAAUGCAUGCCAGCAACAGUGUGUGAACACUGAGGGCUCUUAUAGCUGUUCUUGUGUGGACGGCUAUUCUCUCCAACCAGAUGGCGUUUCCUGUACCUUGCUAGCUCCACAGCAAACCUGCGAUAUUAUGAACUGCAGUCAGGGAUGUUCUGUCAAUGCCACGGGUUCCGCUUUUUGUUUCUGUAACCAGGGAUAUACGCUGUUGUCAGACGGAAAGAACUGUACAGAUGUGGAUGAAUGUGAGAAUAGUGGCCAGUGUUCCCAAGUGUGCUCCAACACAGACGGAGGUUUUACAUGCAGUUGUCUCAUUGGAUACAAGCUACAAGAAGACAAGUCAUCUUGUUCCGGCUGUGACUCUUUGCACUGGGGAUACAAUUGCAACACGUCCUGUGACUGUUCCCAGAAUGCUUUGCGUUGUGACAGUGUGAGAGGAUGUGUGUGCAAGGCUGGUUGGUCGGGAGUCCAAUGUAACACUAACAUCAAUGAGUGUGUAGACCCCAGUUUGUGUUCGGCCACAGAAGUGUGUGUAGAUAACAUGGGCUCCUACAGUUGUCAGUGUAUCGCUGGAUACAGGAGGAGCGCCGCUGGACCUUGUCAGAAUGUGGAUGAGUGUUCUGAGUCGCUAGAUAACUGUACGUCUACAGAGUACUGCCAGGAUGUUCCUGGGUCCUUCUUGUGUCCCUGUAGGACAGGCUACCAGAGAAACACCACCUCUGGACUCUGUACAGAUGUUGAUGAAUGUCUUGAAGGAAUAGCUUCUUGCUCCCAGAACUGUCACAACACACUCGGAAGUUAUUUUUGUACUUGUUUAAUAGGAUACCAACUUCAAGAUGAUCGAACUAGUUGUGUGAAAUCCAGCAAUCCGUGUCUUGGAGCCAGUGUGGAUGGGACAUGUGACACAACACAUGGCGGCUGCACUGUCAAUGCUUCCAAUGUGGCCUACUGUUUCUGUGACUCUGGCUACGAGCUCCAUGUCAAUGCAUCAGGAUUCUCACUGUGUCCAAAUAUCAACGAGUGCGAGAGAAACAUUUCUGGCUGUUCCCACGUCUGCACUGAUAUCAGUGGAAGCUUCUCUUGUAGCUGUCCAGAUGGAUACAAACUUACCACCAAUCAGAAAACUUGCGAAAGUUGUAGUGAGACCAAUUCGUGGGGACCCAACUGUACCACCCCCUGUAAUUGUGGGGUGGGGGCCUCAUCCUGUGACCCGAUUGUGGGCUGUGUAUGUCAGCAGGGAUGGAAUGGAACCCUGUGUGAUACCAACAUCAAUGAAUGUCUGACGUCACCCUGUAACGCUAGUCAGGUCUGUGUGGACAAUCCAGGCUCCUACACCUGCACCUGUAGUUCUGGAUUUCAGAGUGAUCAAAAUGGUGGAUGUCAAGAUGUGGAUGAAUGCAGCAAUGGUCAGGCCAUUUGUCAACAGCUGUGUAUAAACACUGAGGGGAGCUACAACUGUUCCUGUAGUAUAGGGUUCAGUCUGCAGCCGGACAAUAUCUCAUGUCAAGAUAUUGAUGAAUGUACCACAAGUAUCCAUAACUGUAGCCAGGGAUGUAGUAAUUUAGAAGGAAGUUACCUCUGUUACUGUUACCAAGGAUAUGAACUGGAUACUGAUAGGAAAACAUGUAAUCUAAUUCCUACUACAACUACUCAACAGCAAACAACAACCACAACCCAAAGUACAACCACAGUGCCAACAACAACCACAACCCAAAGUACAACAACAGUGCCAACAACAACCACAACCCAAAGUACAACCAUAGUGCCUACAACAACCACAACUCAAACUACAACAACAGUGCCAACAACAACCACAACUCAAACUACAACCACAGUGCCUACAACAACCACAACCCAAACUACAACAACAGUUCUAACAACUGUUUCAAUUCCUGAUACUACAACAACUACAGGUACUUCUACAAUUUUAGUAACCACAGCAGCUCAGGAGACAACAACUUCUCAUUUUUCAUCAACAACAUCUGAAAGUAACAUUACAAGUACGGAACCCCUAACAAAUCCAAGCAAAAUCCCUGCUGAAGCUCCUUUAGUAACGGAAACGACUACAACUACAACAACUACUCCAGAGACGACUUCGACAAGUACGUCUACAACCACAGCUUUGCCAACGAGCACAAGCACAACUGAAGCCCCAACUACUUCAUCAACAACA